GGAAGAACUACAAGUACUAGCAAUGACUACGUUUAAAGGUGAGAUCACUCGUGGUCCCGGAAGUAUUUGCUCAACACAGUGACAUGGCCGGGAGAGGUUUGCUGAGAAUCGCGUUUACCCUUGUCCGGCCUAUUAGGACGUACGCUAAAAAACCUGUUGUGAAAAGUAAGGGUAAAGGAGCAGUGAAAGAGGUUUUAAAGGGGCCAGAAUUAUGCAGGGACCCAGCAAUACUGACUACACAUGCUGUUGGGGCAAAUAUCUUCAAGACAGGGCCUGAUGUGAAGCUAAAGGAGGACUCUGAAUAUCCAGAAUGGUUAUUCCAGUUGGACUUGGGACCCCCCAAAAAACUUGAAGAAUUGAGCCCAGAUACACCACAAUACUGGAGGUUACUUCGUAAGAUGCAUAUAUGGAGAAAUAACCGUCUAGACAAGACCAAAAAAUUUUGAUGGAAAACAGAAGCUUAACAUUUUCAUAUUAUCUUGACUAGUCCUCUAUGACAUGCAGUUAUAUAUAAAAAAAAAGUUUAAAUAUACUUAAACCUGAAAUAAAUUAAUUCCACUUUUUUUGUAUUAAGCAGAUGUUGCAGUAAAUUCCAGGAAAUGCUGAGCACCUCAAGUAUGCAUGAUAUUUGUGCUAUACACAUUACACCUCUUUUUAGAACCAUAAAAAUGAGAACAUUUGAGAACACUACCUUUAUUUUGACACUUGUCUACCAUGAAGCACAAAACGUUGAGUCAAGCUGGUAACAGCAAGAUCUGAGUAGUUGUUAGAACUGAUGUUGAAGAUCAGUGGACUAAAUAGAUGUUACUGGGCCCCACAGCAAAUUAAUUUUAUGACCCCCACCAUAUCCAGAGGUUGUCCUGUUUUACCAAUAUAUUUUGAAAUCGGUCAUUAUUUGGGCUUCAUGGGGCCCCUGUACCUCAUGGGCCUCCCUGCAGCCGCAGGGUCUGCUUCCUCUGUAAGUUACGCCCCUGUUGAAGAUUUUAUAGUGCUUUAAAUAAUUAUUCAUAUUUACUUUUGGCAAAUACUGCAACCCUAGGAACAUAUCAGUAACAGAACAAGCAAGAGCUUUCUGCUUCUCUUUAGCUGUCAUUUAUGCUUUUUGUGACACACACACACACACACACCCACACACACCAUUUUCUCCAUGUUGUGUGACUGUAAUUUAACUAUAUAUUUUAGUUUUGUAAAUUGUAUUUUUAUCCUCUAUCUGGCCUCUUUAAGAAUUUUGAUUAAAGGGGCCAGUCUGUUAUUUAGAAACCAAUAUUUUAUGGAUAUUAGAUGUCACAAUAGGGGUCUCACAUCUUUUUAUGACACAUUUUCUAUUUAUUAAAGAAAGUAGUUUUA
This is a messenger RNA of Xenopus laevis (African clawed frog), 1347 nucleotides long. It is a transcript of the gene mrpl54.S, whose product is annotated as mitochondrial ribosomal protein L54 S homeolog. NCBI's taxonomy places the organism in Eukaryota, Metazoa, Chordata, Amphibia, Anura, Pipidae. Gene Ontology annotation, cellular component: mitochondrion; mitochondrial large ribosomal subunit. The transcript is spliced from 3 exons. The coding region runs from base 84 to 446 and encodes 120 amino acids. Gene Ontology annotation, molecular function: structural constituent of ribosome. The record is from RefSeq and is a predicted model, not a curated record.